UGUACCUGGAGCUUUGUUGUGGAAAGUCUGGUUACCUGGCAAGUGGAUGCUGCCAUAGGAACUCUACUCGCAGGCGCACAAGACAGAGCGGGGUCUGACCCGGCCCCACCGCAGCCGGGGACGCCUGUCAGGGCUCAGCAGAAGCCACGGAUCUGGACGCCCCGCUUUGGCGACGGCUUCUGCCCCGGGCCACCGCGCAGGGCAAGGGGGCGUCUUCGUCACCUGUCAGGUCCCGGAGGACCCAAAGAAGGGACCUGGAGUGCAGAGCGAUGACACCAGGGACCGGACGUCGUUUUCCCUUGCAGUUGGAUUGAAGUAUGCUGUGCUUAUGUCUGUUUCAUUGUGCCCCUGGCCUUUGGUUUUAUCUAUGGAUAACUCACUGACUGUGGACUAAUGUCUUUGCCACCUGGGGAUUUGUACUGCAUAUGUUUGAGAGAAGUCCCAUUUAACAAUGAAUGCAAGAUCAUGCAAUGGGAGCCAUUGGACAAAAAGCACUCUUCACAGUCCUGGGAUGAUCAAUGGACAGCAGAUUCCACCUAUUAGAGUUCAUGCAGGAAUGCCGAGCUCUUCCUCUAACAGUAACGCACCAAGCCCGGCUAUUGGAGGCCUAUCUACCAACUUAAAUUUAAAGACAUCUCUUGGAGGAGGGGUAGCUCCUCAGAGCAACUUUAUCGAUAGCAAUAUUCACUUCCCAGCCUUAAGUCCUAGGAGACAAAUGAUUACAAAUGGGAAGCCUCUAUUCCACUCCCCACAACCUCCAGGACUACCAGCUCCACAAUCUCUGAUGCCAAAACAGCAGGAGUUUGGAAACAGUUUCCCUAUAAGUACAGUGAAAGGAGGUAGUAUUUAUGGGCCUCGGUGCAAGAAUAUGGGAAAAAGCAGCUGCAACAACUUAAUAGUCACCAACAGUCCCAUGAUGGUUCAGCGGCUGGGACCUCUAUCUCUUCCUGCAAGCCAGUUCUCCACAGCAUGCAGCCAAAUCAGCCCUUGUUUGCAGAAUGCUAUGAAUAUACCUCCAUCAGAUACAAGGUCACUCAUGUCACGUGAAUCUUUGGCAUCCACAACUCUAAGUCUGUCAGAAAGUCAAUCUAUACAAAGUGUAAAACAAGAGUGGUUUCAUGGUUAUAGGAUUUUUCCUUCUCUUCCUUCCAACCAAGGCUCCCAAAAUGGCAGUGAACUGGGGGAUAUCACAAGUAUCCCAUCUGGGACAUCAAUGUCCAACAAUGUCCCUAACUCAUUACCAUCUUACUUGUUUGGUAUGGACCACAACCAUUCACCCUACCCUAGUCCUCACUAUUCUUCAAAUAGGUCUCAUUCAGCCAAAAAGAGGGCUCUUUCUUUGUCCCCUCUGUCUGAUGGCAUUGGAAUUGACUUCAAUACAAUUAUCCGUACAUCCCCCACUUCCCUUGUUGCUUAUAUAAAUGGUUCAAGGACAUCUCCAUCAAAUCUGUCCCCUCAACCUGAGGUCUAUGGGCAUUUCUUAGGAAUAAGGGGAAGUUGUAUUCCCCAGACUUGCUCUAUUCCAAAUCCCCAAAAAAGGUUUCUUGUGGCUAAUGGCAGUGUUGCCCUCCCAGGAUACAGUGAAAAUGGAAGCAUGGAAUACCAACGCAUGCAACAGCUGGAGCAAAAUAGCUUACAGACUGCAGUCACAGACAACAUGGUUGUUCAACAAGGUAUGGCCGUGCUAGACAACCAAUCUAUAGGAAUAUUUAAAAAUGGACAAGUGGAUGGUUUUUCUGGGAGUACAAUUGAUAUGUCCUCUGCUCGUUCACUGGCUCCUUCUGCUCUUCCUCCCCCACAUGGUCCACCACCACCAUACCAUGCACAUCAACAUGACCUUGUAAACCAUUCCCACCCGCUGUCCCAGCUACCAGCUGUCAAAGGCCCUCUCUUAGAUGAGGAUGGUGAUCUAGAUGAUUUUAAUGGCAAGCACUGCUGUCGAUGGAUAGACUGCAGUGCUUCUUAUGACCAACAAGAGGAACUUGUGCGGCACAUAGAAAAAAUUCACAUAGACCAGAGGAAAGGAGAAGAUUUCACUUGUUUCUGGGCUGGAUGUCCUCGAAGAUACAAGCCAUUUAAUGCCCGUUACAAACUGCUAAUUCAUAUGAGAGUGCAUUCAGGAGAGAAGCCAAACAAAUGUAUGUUUGAAGGCUGCAAAAAGGCCUUUUCUAGACUAGAAAAUCUCAAGAUUCACUUAAGGAGCCACACUGGAGAAAAGCCUUACCUUUGCCAGCAACCAGGUUGUCAGAAAGCAUUCAGUAAUUCCAGUGAUCGAGCGAAGCACCAGAGGACGCACCUGGACACAAAACCUUAUGCUUGCCAGAUUCCUGGAUGCACCAAACGAUACACAGAUCCAAGUUCAUUAAGGAAGCAUGUAAAGGCCCAUUCCUCCAAAGAUCAACAGGCUCGGAAAAAGUUGCGCUCGAGUACAGAGCUUGACCAAGACAUCCUCAAUGACUGUCUCACUAUCCAUCCUCUCCAGCCAUCCCCAUCUCCACAUGACACUUCAGAUAGCACCAUCAGACCAUCGCCAGGACCUACUCAUGACAUUUAUACAGCUGCACUGUUCUCCAGUUCUCAUUCAAGUCAAAGUGGAACUGUGCCUCCAUCCCACUCCAUGAGUCAUGCUUCACCAAGCCAGAAUGCACAGGGCAGCCCACAUAACCCUCCAGCCCAGGUACCCCCUCUUGCAACAGUGGACUCAGGAACUGAAAGAUUUUCAGCUAUUGUUCCCUUUUCUCCUCACCAUAUAAGCCCAAGAAGAAUUCCUGCUUCGCUUCCCUUGAAUCAGAAAAGGACACUGCAGGGUUCCAGUACCCAGCAAAUUGUUGGAACUCACAUGAAGACAUGUGAGCCAUUAACGAAUUCCCCUUUUCAGUCAAACAGCAUCCAAAUCCAAGGCGUUUAUGGGCAACUGCAAACUUUCUGUUCUCCACAUUAUGCUGACAAUCAGAAAAGUAUACAACAUGUUGGUACUUGCAAUAUGGUUCCUCCUUUUGAAGACUGUCUUGUACCCACAUCUAUGGGUCAGUCAGGUUUUGAUGUUUUCCAUACGGCAUUUUCAGCUCAUUCUGGUAUUACAGUUUAUGAUCUUCCAUCAGCCUCCACAGGUAUCUUCGGUGAAUCAUUGCGCAAUAGUGCUGAGGACUCCAGUUUUCUUCAGAUAAAUGCUGUAGAUCGUUGCCCUAGUCAGCUUUCAUCAGUUUAUACUGAAGGCUAAAGAAGGCAAAAAUACAGUCCUGCAUUAAUUUCAGUCAGAACUAUUCUAUUAAUAUCUUUUCUUCGUCAGGACAACUGCUAUAAACUAUCAUUGAAGAUAUGAAGAAUCAUAAUGCUCAGUUUCACAGAUGCUGCUAACAGAAGUUAUCAGGGGAAAUGCAGCGUGCCAAAGGAUGAGCAUUUUUUAAAAUAAAUUCACUUUUUUUUUUCACUGAGGCAAAAUCACAGUCUUCUGAAAGGGAAUGAAUUACCAGUAUAACUUGGGUUUGUUU
Molecule: messenger RNA, 3491 nt
Organism: Sphaerodactylus townsendi
Lineage: Eukaryota; Metazoa; Chordata; Lepidosauria; Squamata; Sphaerodactylidae
Gene: GLIS3
Product: GLIS family zinc finger 3
Exons: 12
Coding region: 452-3220 (922 amino acids)
Biological process (GO): regulation of transcription by RNA polymerase II
Cellular component (GO): nucleus
Molecular function (GO): RNA polymerase II cis-regulatory region sequence-specific DNA binding; DNA-binding transcription factor activity, RNA polymerase II-specific
Source: RefSeq, a predicted model, not a curated record